Messenger RNA from Salvelinus fontinalis (brook trout), 2748 nucleotides. RefSeq names its product zinc finger protein 664-like. Lineage: Eukaryota; Metazoa; Chordata; Actinopteri; Salmoniformes; Salmonidae. Bases 266 to 1609 code for a protein of 447 amino acids. Gene Ontology annotation, cellular component: nucleus. The record is from RefSeq and is a predicted model, not a curated record. Gene Ontology annotation, biological process: regulation of transcription by RNA polymerase II. The transcript has 3 exons. Gene Ontology annotation, molecular function: DNA-binding transcription activator activity, RNA polymerase II-specific; RNA polymerase II cis-regulatory region sequence-specific DNA binding.
ACACCACAGAAGAAGCCGAAAAGCAUCAACAGGAAGUUCUUUGUUACCAUCCUCUAUCUAGUUUACAAACUAAAAUAAAUUCCACAGGAUCGUUCUGAUGUAAAAUUUGUCUCCAUUUAAAUCCAGUUUUGAUAUUUAAAAGGAAGUUUGAUUGCGCUGGUCUAGCUUUUCUUUAUCUGAACGCCGUGACAAAGAGAGUAACUCUAGCGUACACAUUCACAUUCACUUUCAUUUUUUUUUUUUUUAAGAAAGAAUCGCUUCCAAGAUGGAUCGGGACAGAGCUAGCCCGUCCCCCUCCAACCUGCCAGAGUCCCCUGGUCACAACUCUCCUGGUAGCGCCUUACUGCUGGGUCUGAAGAGGGUGUCUGUGCUGCUGGUCGACUGCAGGAAGACACCAGGGCAGAGUGGAACUGUGAGAGAAGGACACAAGGAGGGAGAUGGAGAUUUGAUUUCAUCAAGGGACACCACUAACUGUCGUUCUCUCAGUGGGAGGGGCUUAUCAUCUGGGGCGCUUCAACCACUUCAUGUUGCUGACAGGACAGAGAAGAGUCUCUCCAGAUCAGAACAUCUCAAGAAACACCAGCAGAGACGUACAGGGAAGAAACCUCACCACUGCUACUCUGAGUGUGGGAAGAGUUUCACAAGCCAGAGUGGCUUCAUUAUUCACACCGCAGAGAAACCAUACUGCUGCUCACAUUGUGGGAAGUGUUUCGCUGCUUCUAACACCUUCAAAUCUCAUCUGAGAAUUCAUAAAGGGGAGAGGCCUUACCCCUGCCUUGAUUGUGGGAAAAGAUUUUCUUAUUUGGGAGCCCUAAACAUACACCUGCGAACACACACAGGAGAGAAGCCUUAUAGCUGUGAUCAGUGUGGGAAGAGCUUCAGUCAAUCUGGGACCUUACAUUCACACCAGCGAACACAUACUGGAGAGAAACCUUAUAGCUGUGAUCGGUGUGGGAAGAGAUUUGCUCAGUCAAGAGAGCUGACUAGACACCUGCGAACACACACAGGGGAGAAGCCUUAUAGCUGUGAUCAGUGUGGGAAGAGCUUUGCUCUAUCAAAAGCCCUAACUAUACACCAGCGUAUACACACAGGAGAGAAGCCUUAUAGCUGUGGUCAGUGUGGGAAAAGCUUCAAUCAGUCAGGCAACCUGACAACACACAAGUUAACACACACUGGAGUGAAGCCUUAUAGCUGUGGUCAGUGUGGGAUGAGCUUUGCUCGAGCUUCCACCCUGAAUAGACACAAGCUAACACACACUGGAGUGAAGCCUUAUAGCUGUGAUCAGUGUGGGAAGAGCUUUGCUCUAUCAGAUAAACGAACUAUACACCAGAGAACACACACUGGAGAGAAGCCUUAUUGCUGUUAUCAGUGUGGAAAGAGCUUUGCUGUAGCUUCCACCCUGAUUAGACACUAUCGAAAACACACUGGAGAGAAGCCUUAUAGUUGUGAUCAGUGUGGGAAAAGCUUUGCUGUAGCUUCCAUCCUGAAUACACACCAGCGAACACACACUGGAGAGAAGCCUUAUAGCUGUGAUCAGUGUGGGAAGAGCUUUGCUAGAGCUUCCAACCUGAUUAGACACCACCGAACACACACUGCAGAGAAACAUUAGAUAGAUAUGCAGUACAGGUAAGCCCUGUUGAUAGCUGCGAACAAGCUGUGAUGGGUGUGUCAAAGAUCAGUGGUUGGCUAGCUAGGGGCUUCUAAAAAUGUACGUUAGCUAGAAAGCCACUGACACGUUGUGUGUAACGCACAUUACCUUCCUUACAGGUAAAAAGAAAAACAGCAUAGGACAGCAUAAUGACUGACAUUUCAUUAUUGACAAGUCCUUUGUGAGCUAGCCAGCUAGAUAACGUUAACUCGCCGUUCGUGUAGUCAGACUUGCUAACUUUAGUCCAGCACUAGGGCAAGAGUAGUUAGUUAGCUAGCAUGUCACCACGUAAAAAGUCUGACUACACGAAUGUUGAGCUAAUGUUAACUAACAUAGCUAGCUAGCUAAACAUUAGCUAAAUAUCCCUGCCCUGGUGGGCUAGCUAACAUGUCACCACUUGGAAAAGUGUGAUUACACAAACAGUGAGCUAACAUUAACUAGUUGGUGUAAUAAAUACCAUUUAAAAUAACACAAGCAUAUUGCUAUUACGUUGUUAUAACUAACUUCUUUCAAAACAGGGUUUCUCACAAACUCAUAAGCAGAUACUGAGACCCACACACACCCAGAGACAGAUGGCUGACACAAACCCCACACAAACACUGAUUAAAACAGGAAAGGCCUUGACCAACAGGGUGCCUGUGUCUGCAUUGCACGAGAUACUGAGACACACACACACACCCAAGGACAGAGGGCUGAGGCAAACCUUUCAUAAACACUGAUAAAACAGGAACAUCUACGCACACACAAAAUCUCCUGUUUUAGCUGAACAUUUUACAGAGACACACAGAUAUGUCAAAAUAGGAACAUCUACGCACACACCUAAACUCCUGUUUUAGCUGAACAUUUCUGAAGACAAAGAACUCUACUCAGAGCCAAUGGGACAGUGAUACUAGCCUGAAAGGGACCUCGCCCAACUCAUCAGGACCAACCAGAAGACCAGACCAGCCAGACUCAACCUACUUUAUUACCUGUAUAAAAUACAUUUGCACUAUGUUUCGGGGCUCUGUCUGCAGGUUCCUUACGAGCUGAAUGAACGAGUCCGUGCACGCUUGUACCAGAUAUCUUUACUCUGAAUAAACUGCCGCUUGUCAUACAAUCUA